Molecule: messenger RNA, 3824 nt
Organism: Trichechus manatus latirostris (Florida manatee)
Lineage: Eukaryota; Metazoa; Chordata; Mammalia; Sirenia; Trichechidae
Gene: ABCG4
Product: ATP binding cassette subfamily G member 4
Exons: 15
Coding region: 327-2267 (646 amino acids)
Biological process (GO): transmembrane transport; cholesterol homeostasis; cholesterol efflux
Cellular component (GO): membrane
Molecular function (GO): ATP binding; ABC-type sterol transporter activity; ATP hydrolysis activity
Source: RefSeq, a predicted model, not a curated record
GCGCAGUCGUCCGGCGGGCUCGGGAGGACACACCGCCGAGGACCGAGCUCCGGGAACCGGGUGUGCGCAUCCAAGCAGAGUCGGGGCGCGCACCCAACCGCCUCUCCCCAACCUUGUUAUCCCUUCUGACUCGUGGCCGAGGUCCUCCCCUCCGCCUGCCCCGCCCUGGCCCCGCCCCGGCCCCGGCCGCCGGGACAGGGAGCCGGGAGCGGGUGCCGCAGCCCCAGGCAGGUGAGAAGAGCCGGGAGCCUCCAUCCGCGGCCCGUGGCAGCGCUCAGCAGCUCGGCCCCGCACCGGCCCGGGGGCGCGUCAAGGCCUGCGGCGUGAUGGCGGAGAAGGCGCUGGAGGCCGUGGGCUGUGGACUAGGACCGGGGGCCGUGGCCAUGGCCGUGGUGCUGGAGGACGGCGCGGAGCCCCCUGUGCUGACCACGCACCUGAAGAAGGUGGAGAAUCACAUCACCGAAGCCCAGCGCUUCUCCCACCUACCCAAGCGCUCAGCCGUAGACAUAGAGUUCGUGGAGCUGUCCUACUCCGUGCGGGAGGGGCCUUGCUGGCGCAAACGGGGUUAUAAGACUCUCCUCAAGUGCCUGUCAGGCAAAUUCUGCCGCCGGGAGCUGAUUGGCAUCAUGGGCCCCUCGGGGGCUGGCAAGUCCACGUUCAUGAACAUCUUGGCAGGGUACAGGGAGUCUGGUAUGAAGGGGCAGAUCCUGGUCAAUGGAAGACCGCGGGAACUGAGAACAUUCCGCAAGAUGUCCUGUUACAUCAUGCAGGAUGACAUGCUACUGCCACACCUCACAGUGUUGGAAGCCAUGAUGGUCUCUGCUAACCUGAAGCUGAGUGAGAAGCAAGAGGUGAAGAAGGAACUGGUGACAGAGAUCCUGACGGCACUGGGCCUGAUGUCCUGCUCCCACACGAGGACAGCCCUGCUCUCCGGCGGGCAGAGGAAGCGCCUGGCCAUCGCUCUGGAGCUGGUCAACAACCCACCUGUCAUGUUCUUUGACGAGCCCACCAGUGGUCUGGAUAGCGCCUCCUGUUUCCAAGUGGUAUCCCUCAUGAAGUCCCUGGCCCAGGGGGGCCGUACCAUCAUCUGCACCAUCCACCAGCCCAGUGCCAAGCUCUUUGAGAUGUUUGACAAGCUCUACAUCUUGAGCCAGGGUCAGUGCAUCUUCAAGGGCAUGGUCACCAACCUGAUCCCCUAUCUGAAGGGGCAGGGCUUACACUGCCCCACCUACCACAACCCGGCUGACUUUAUCAUCGAGGUGGCCUCUGGCGAGUAUGGAGACCUGAACCCCAUGCUGUUCAGGGCAGUGCAGAAUGGGCUCUGUGCCAUGGCUGAGAAGAAGAGCAGCCCCGAGAAGAAUGAGGUCUCCGCCACCUGCCCCCCUUGCUCUCAGGAAGUGGAUCCCAUUGAAAGCCACACCUUUGCCACCAGCACUCUCACGCAGUUCUGCAUCCUCUUCAAGAGGACCUUCUUGUGCAUCCUCAGGGACACGGUCCUGACCCACCUGCGGUUCAUGUCCCAUGUGGUGAUUGGUGUGCUUAUUGGCCUCCUCUACCUGCACAUCGGUGAUGAUGCCAGCAAGGUCUUCAACAACACCGGCUGCCUCUUCUUCUCCAUGCUCUUCCUCAUGUUCGCUGCCCUCAUGCCAACUGUGCUCACGUUCCCCUUAGAGAUGGCAGUCUUCGUGAGGGAGCACCUCAACUACUGGUACAGCCUCAAAGCAUAUUACCUGGCCAAGACCAUGGCUGAUGUGCCCUUUCAGGUGGUGUGCCCAGCAGUGUACUGCAGCAUCGUGUACUGGAUGACAGGCCAGCCAGCUGAGACCAGCCGCUUCCUACUCUUCUCAGCCCUGGCCACAGCCACCGCCUUGGUGGCCCAGUCUUUGGGGCUGCUAAUUGGAGCUGCCUCCAAUUCCCUGCAGGUGGCCACCUUUGUGGGACCGGUUACCGCCAUCCCUGUUCUCUUGUUCUCCGGCUUCUUUGUCACCUUCAAGACCAUCCCCACUUACCUGCAAUGGAGCUCCUACCUCUCCUAUGUCAGGUAUGGCUUUGAGGGAGUGAUCCUGACAAUUUAUGGCAUGGAGCGAGGAGACCUGACAUGCUCAGAGGAACGCUGCCCAUUCCAGGAGCCACAGAGCAUCCUCCGAGCACUAGAUGUAGAAGAUGCCAAGCUCUACAUGGACUUCGUGGUCCUGGGCAUCUUCUUCCUGGCCCUACGGCUGCUGGCAUAUCUCGUGCUCCGUUACCGGAUCAAGUCAGAGAGAUAGAGCCUUGUGCCUGGCCUGCGCCCCAGCCCCCGCAGCAGAAAGCCCCCAGCCCCAGCCCUUUGGGACUGUUUUAACCUUGUAGACUUGGGCACUGGUUGCUGGUGCAGCCACCCUCCCCUCCCUCGGCUCCUCCACAGGCUGGCUGAUGGACUGCGCUCCUAGCCCUGGCCCUGGGGGUGGGGGCUCCAGCCUCCCUUACCACGUGCCUGGGGUUUUUCCCAAGUUGAUGCAGUUUGUAGCUUCCUCCCUCUUCUCUCCAACACCUGCAUGCAAAGACCACUAGGAGGCUGCCACCCUCUUCCUGCUCUUGGCACCCUCCUCUGUUGUCUGCCUGGGUGCUCCAGGCUCUCCAGGCCCCACUUACAACUGACCAAAGUGGUCCCCUCUGGGGAUCCCCACCACACAAGUGUUUGUAAACUGGGCUGCUGUAAGGUUGGGGUUCCAGGGCUGGGCCCUGAUGGAGUCUCCCAGAAGUCCCAUUAUGGACACUGAAACGGAGCAGGGAAGGACUCUGGAAGUCUCUUCCUCCUCCUCCUCACCUUGUCCCCACCCCCAGACCCUGGCUGAUUUGGACAAUCUGCUGGGACAGAAGCUGGGUUUUCUGUCUUGGUCCCCCCUCUCAGUCCUGGGGAUCAGACAGGACUGGGGCCAUGGGAUGCCCCUGUCUCCCCUCCCCAUCUCCUUUAGUGGGAGGUAGGGCCUGGUGGCACCUCUGCAAUAAUGUCUGUUUCUCUUCCACCUGCCACUGGAACUGGCAAAUGCACUUUAUUCUGGGCGCAGGGUGAGGGGGGCAAGAACCAGCCCUCCUUCUUAGCUGCUCCUGAAGCAAUGUCUGCAAUGCUCCCUCCCUCUCCAGGUUACAGGCACUUACUCUGCGAACAGGCAAUCUCUGCCAUGUGUACAAUGGCCAUCCCCUGCAGCUCAGAGGGAGAAUGCUGGUGCAAGGUGGUGAGGGUGCUGCAGGGAAGGCAAUGCCAAUCUCUUCCUGAGGGGCCCCACUUUGGAGUCUCUAAGGAUAAGGCUGGUGCUGCCCAGGGUGUCUCCAGGAUCUGCAGGUGUCUACUCCCCAGUCUUCCCUCCCUCCCAAGCCAGGGGUGGCACAGGGCACUAGCUCCCUGGAGUUUAGGACCCAACACAAGCACAGGCAUGGGCGUAAGUUGGCCUAGGCCACCGCCACCCCAUGGCCCUCCUUUCGUGCUCCAGGCUGGCAUUCCCACCCCUUCAUUCCUUCCCCAGCCUCCUUGCUGCUCACUGAAACUCCCCUCCAUGCCUCCCACCCCCCUCAGUCAAGGUGGCCCCAGGACAUCAGAGCAACAUGUCCUGAGCACCAGGGUGGCAGACGCACCUAGAGCUUGUCUGUCUUUCCUGGUGGGGUCCAGGUUCAUUCUACUUCUGAUUUCCCUCCCCCAGGGCUCUUUUUCCCCCUUACUCCUGUACACGUACCCCUCUACCUUCCCUUACCCUGCCACGGAUUCUUCCCUUACACAGAGAUGCCAGUUGUACUUGUGGGAUUUCACCCAUUAUUAAUAAAACCUAUAUUUAUACAGUAUGCAGUGU